Messenger RNA from Pyrus x bretschneideri (Chinese white pear), 842 nucleotides. RefSeq names its product protein AE7-like 1. The transcript has 5 exons. Gene Ontology annotation, biological process: iron-sulfur cluster assembly. NCBI's taxonomy places the organism in Eukaryota, Viridiplantae, Streptophyta, Magnoliopsida, Rosales, Rosaceae. The record is from RefSeq and is a predicted model, not a curated record. The coding region runs from base 80 to 544 and encodes 154 amino acids.
UAAAGGUGGUUCGUGAAGUAGAGAAAGUAAAAGACUUGGACUGGUGUGUGAGCUUGUAAAGAGAAGGAAGAAGAAGAAGAUGACGUUGGGUCUGAUCAAUGCCAACCCCGUGGUCCACGCUAAGAAGGAAAGGGUUGCUCGCACCGAAGAUCUCCACGCCGACGACGCCGUCGAUCCUCUCGAUAUCUAUGAUUUCGUGAGGGAUAUUAGAGAUCCGGAGCACCCCUACUCGUUAGAGCAGCUCAGCGUGCUUUCGGAGGAGUCGAUCACUGUGGAUGACAAGCUCGGCCGUAUUCUGAUAACUUUUACGCCGACGAUUCAGCAUUGCAGUAUGGCAACAGUGAUAGGUCUGUGCCUGAGAGUUAAACUGAAACAUUGCUUCCCUCCUCAUUACAAGGUUGAUAUUAAAGUAUCUCCAGGAUCUCAUGCAGAUGAAGAAUCAGUUAACAAGCAGUUGAAUGAUAAAGAAAGAGUUGCUGCUGCCUUGGAGAACCCCAACCUUCGCCAACUUGUGGACGAGUGCCUGUAUUCCAACGAACUCUGACCAAGUAAACUUCAUAGCUCAAAACCCACUGUACAGAAGAAACCUCAGUAAUACAUAUGCUAUAAGAACAUGCUUUGUUGUAAUAUUACUCGGCAUGUUUGUCUCUUAUCAAAUGGAGUUGCUUUGCAGUUAGUGGCUUUGUUAUGUCUACGUGAAAUUCAGCUGCAAAGCUAUCAUGUAAUAUAGUAAACCAGAAGUUGCAUUAUUUGGUGACUCAUCUCGUAAGCUAUGUACCUUGUCUGUAGGCUGUAUUUGGAUUUGUGUAAUAAUAUCUAAUGCGUUUCAAAGUGGUUCGUCA